CGAGCUUUGAAAUCUAUAGUAGCAAGGUUCAGAUAUGGCGGGUCGGAAGAAAGUUGGCAGAAGCAAAAAAUCCAAAAAAUCCGAAAUCUUUGGUAUCGGGUGCAUGAUAUGCAAGAAAUGGCGAGAAGUUCCUAACCGCAUGGAGUACAGAAAGUUGAGGGAUGGAUUUUUCUGCAGUAAGAUUAGGGGACUUUCUUGCAAAGAUCCAAAUGUAUUUGCUCAAAAGUAUUUAGGCAUUAAGCAAACUAUGGAUUGGCCGAGUGAUGAUGAUGAAGAAGAAGAAGUGAGUAGCAUUUGUGACUGAAAAAUAUUUUGUUUUGUGUGGAUGUUUGUCUGAUUUGUGUUUGUGUUGUUAUCAUUUUCUUUGUUUUGGUGCUGAUGUGAUUUUCAAGACACCUCAUAAUUUCUGGAUGGAUUAGUUGUGAUUGAUGUUUUACUUAUUAUUAUGAAUCAGACUUUUUGUUAUUGGUACUUUCUUUAUAUUUAAUAUUAU
Molecule: messenger RNA, 493 nt
Organism: Impatiens glandulifera
Lineage: Eukaryota; Viridiplantae; Streptophyta; Magnoliopsida; Ericales; Balsaminaceae
Product: methyl-CpG-binding domain-containing protein 1-like
Exons: 2
Coding region: 35-304 (89 amino acids)
Molecular function (GO): zinc ion binding
Source: RefSeq, a predicted model, not a curated record